Messenger RNA from Symsagittifera roscoffensis, 1965 nucleotides. RefSeq names its product nose resistant to fluoxetine protein 6-like. The transcript is spliced from 5 exons. Lineage: Eukaryota; Metazoa; Xenacoelomorpha; Acoela; Convolutidae. The coding region runs from base 1 to 1965 and encodes 654 amino acids. Gene Ontology annotation, molecular function: acyltransferase activity, transferring groups other than amino-acyl groups. The record is from RefSeq and is a predicted model, not a curated record.
AUGUCGGAUCCACCACUGGAAGGCGGCGUCGUCUGGAUCCAAGACUGGCAGUUGAUCCUCAGCUACUCGCAGGGGGAUGUGUUUAAGUUUUGGGAUUCCUACGCAGUGCCUGGAACUGGGAUCCUUGAAGGUCAUGUGACCUUUCCAGGCCAAUCCGAGGAGUGUUACAAUGCAAAGAAUGGUUUGACUGGAAUUGCAGUCAGACCUUUUCCAGACACUGAGAUGUUUAUUGUGAAAUUUUAUGGGUUCAGUCUGGGAAUGUGUAAUCCUUCUUCUUGCUCGGCCGAAGAAGUAUCAUUUAUAUUUGGAAACAGCAGCACAGUUGUCCUUGCCAGAAAAAAAUUCAACGCAGAUGUCGGCUUUGUAGUUGCAGUUCUAGUCUAUGGCCUUAUUCUUUCUGUAGUCUUCUGCGCAACUCUAAGAGGCACCUUCUUGAGAGCCAAAGCAAAAUACGAGAGCCUGAAGAGUGACAAUCAGGCGACGUAUGACGUCACACCGCCAACAGUCACAACAGUUCAAGAGGAAACUGACCAUACAAACUCAAAAGAGCUGCCGCAGUAUCAGCAGCGGAGAGAUCCACUUGCGAUCAGGAUUCUUAUGAGCUUCGACUUCUACGCCAACUUCUGCAAAAUCUUGGAAACUCCGAAGGUGCCGAACCCAGACCAGCUGGAUGUGUUAAAUGGGAUGCGAGUGAUGAGUCUGGGCUGGGUAAUCAUCUCUCACCUUUUGCUGCUCUGGCUCACAAUCGUGGACAACGUAAUCUACGUCAUCGACAGAAGCAAAAACCUGCUAUUCCAGACAAUCGCAAACGGAUUCUCGUCUGUCGAUACUUUCUUCGUCAUGGGCGCAUGCCUAGUCAUGCUAGGAACCCUGAGAUCCAUGGAUAAGCUGAAGAGCGCAAAUAAGCCUCAGGGGGUUUUCUGGUGUUGGUUCUACGUGCAUCGUUUGAUACGACUCUGGCCAACUCUCCUGCUCACAAUCCUCUUUGUAGCCGGGAUCUAUCCUAACCUGGCUCCCCUAUUUUACAGUCCAAUUUUCCAAAACGAGGAUCCCAGUAUGCCCUUUGCAGCUAGGUGCAAGAGAUCAAACUGGCUCUCUACUGCAUUUUUCUACAACAAUCUGGUGGAUAAUCCUAACAUCGCCUGCAUGGAUUGGACUUGGUAUGUCUCCAAUUACAUGCAGUUCUACCUCAUAUCACCUAUGUUUGUAUUACUGACCAUGAGAAAGAGACUAUUCGGAGCAGUUGCCAUUUCCACGGUCAUCGCCAUCAGCACCCUGACUGUCAUAUUGGGAUCUGGUUGGAAUAAAGUGCCUCCAGCUAACUCUGGCUUCCCUAUUCUCGCCAGAUAUGAAACUGCUUCUGUUACCUUCGAUAUGUUUGGCCCGUGGACAAUAAAGACAUACUUCUCCUCUUACUGUCGCUUCCAGGCGUACGGAGUAGGACUUUUGCUAGGGAUCGCACUUUAUGACAAGAAAGCGAUGAGCGACCAUCUCGAAAAGAUCCCGUUCCAUGUCAGAUUACUAAUCAUCACUGGCACCUGGGUGUCUGGAUUAAUGGCCGGCUCAGUCUCGGUGUACGGUUGCUACUUUUGGGCCAACGGGGCUCACACAGGCGUAUGGGAAGUGGCAGUCUACAAUGCGACUAUGCGUCUUAUGUGGGCAUAUUUCAUCUGUGUCAUUAUACUCAAUUGCUCUUUAGGUUACGGCGGAGUCAUCAACGAUAUUCUAGGCGCCAAAAUCUGGUCUUCAUUUGCUAAAGUUAACUACACAACUUAUAUAAUACACUUUGUCCUUCUCCAACUGUUUGUGCAGACUUUGGAACAGCCGAUCCGGUUCACUACCUUCAACUACAUUCUAUAUGCCAGUGGGAUGCUUAUGUGUAUUAACUGUGUGGCUUUAGUUUGCAGCUGUAUUAUUGAGACCCCUUUCAUCCAGAUGGAGAAAGUGCUAUUGGGGGUCAAGUAA